Molecule: messenger RNA, 4264 nt
Organism: Betta splendens (Siamese fighting fish)
Lineage: Eukaryota; Metazoa; Chordata; Actinopteri; Anabantiformes; Osphronemidae
Gene: tlr3
Product: toll-like receptor 3
Exons: 6
Coding region: 1326-4055 (909 amino acids)
Biological process (GO): toll-like receptor signaling pathway; immune response; inflammatory response
Cellular component (GO): membrane
Molecular function (GO): transmembrane signaling receptor activity; protein binding
Source: RefSeq, a predicted model, not a curated record
UCCCAGGAAAGACCUGCUCCAUUAAUCUGGAGGAAAUGUGUAUUUGCAUAGAGGAUGAGAACGAGCUGAAAGACACAAUGACAUCCAUCACAAUCGUGCUCAAGCAUAACAUUAUGGCAGCUGUAAGAGAAGAUAGUGUGACAAAAGGCCUCAGCGGGGUCAGCAGCCACCCUCCAUGAAUCUCACUUUAGCUGAUGCCAAGCCAAUUAGCAGCGUGCACCUCAAAGUGGGUGUCGUUAUAUGAUUAAAGGUUAGAAAUGAGACAAAGAUGAGUGACUGCUCACUGAACUGUCAACAUCACACUUAAACAAAAGGAAAUAUUUGUCCUUGAUGUGCUUUUAAUUUGGAGUGCGAUCAUGGAUCUAUGUCAAUAACAAUGAAAUGAAAAGUGACACACAGAUCACGCAUAACAAGACAGCAAUUGCUGAUGCAGACGUUUGGCUCAUUUAGCACCGCUAGCAUUUAUGUCAUUUCAGCAUAUAGCAUUCAGCAUCACUUCUAACUUCUCUCAUUUUUUACCUCUGAUUCAGGGGAUCAUGCAUAAAGCAAUGGGGAAACCAAAGCAGGGGAGCUUAGCGUGGGUACGAUUUAUACAGUAGUGUUAAUAUAAGAUUAUUAAUUACUAAAAAUGUUGAGUUUGCAAACAAGCACCAGGAACUACUGUGGGCUCGUUUAAUGGCUCAACAGUACAGUUACACUGCCAUCUAGCGGUUAUUAUGGGUAACAGCUUUUUCAUUUAGGUUUCAUUUCGCUUGUGGACGUGUCAACUUAAAUAAAACAAUAAAACUCAGCAUUGAAUGACAGAGGUUUUAUCCUUCAUGGCAGGAAGGAGAAUAAAUAAGGAAAGUGGCUGAAUAAAGGUGGCAGCCAUCAUCAUCAUUAUAGUGUCCAGAUUAUAUUAUCGCCUGGUGUGAUCACUUACUCUUUUUGGGUUUAUCCACUUCUGCAUUUUGAGUGUUUGGGGAAUUGUUUGUCACAGGUGAGUGGGUCACUCGUAUUGUUCCACUCAGAUAAACUUAUGAAACACACCGAGGUUUGGUGCAGCUGCUAAACGUGCACUCAUGUGUUACACUCUAUUUUGAUGGGUCAAAGAGCAGAGCCUGCAGUUUGAAUUUAAUCUGCACAGACUGGUGGAAACCUGUGGAAACUCUGUAGCCGAAAAGCAAGGCUCUGCGUUGGGUAACGAUAAUUACGGCGCCGGAGUGGAAGUGAAACCGGCGCGACUGGUUUCCCCACUUCCGCAUUUCACCGGCGCGUGAGGGGCCCCUGCGCUCACUGCUGGAGUCAUACAAUGCAACGGAGGACGUCCGCAGGCUGAAUCUGCCAUGCGUCCCCCUCGGCUUCUCCCGACGUGGGCCGCCAUCGUGUGCCUUUGCGCGGUGGCGCGCGGCGUCGCCCCGCCCAAGAAGACCUCCUGCCGCGUGCAGGGCGGCAGAGCCGACUGCAGCCACCUGCACCUGAGCGCGGUGCCCGCGGACCUCCCCGGCGGCAUCACCAGCCUGGACCUGUCGCACAACACGCUGACGGCGAUCGGCGCGGCGGCGCUGGGGCGGUACGCGCGGCUCACGCGCCUCGACGUCAGCUUCAACAGCAUCAGCAGGGUGGAGGGCGGCGUGUGCGCGGCGCUGCCCUCUCUGCAGAGUCUGCACGUGCAGCACAACGAGGUGCACCUCCUGCGGAGGGAGGACCUGAGCUCCUGCACCAACCUGACGCUGCUGAACGUGGCCAGUAACCGGCUGAAGCUGCAGGGAGAGCCCUUCUCCGUUCUGCAGAAGCUGAAAUAUCUGGACGUGUCCAAGAACAAACUGGCGUCGGCGAAGCUGGGCUCUGAGCCCCAGCUGCCCGGCCUGGUGACCCUCAGUCUGGGCCACAACGACAUCAGCGCUUUGAAGAAAGACGACUUCUCUUUUCUCAACCAGUCGUCCUUUCUGCGAGUUCUCAACCUGUCGUCGGUGCCUCUGAAAACCCUGGAGCCGGGCUGCUUUCAGCCCAUUGCGCGCCUGCGCAGCGUGAUCCUGGACGGGAGCAACAUGGGCACCGCGGCCAUUUCCAAACUGUGCUCCGAGCUGUCGGACACCUCCGUCGACGCCCUGUCCCUCAGGAAGAUGAAGCUGGUCACGCUCCUGAACACGACCUUCACGGGGCUCCAGAACACACAGCUCUCCUUUCUGGACCUGUCCUUCAACGGACUGGGCAGAAUUGAAGAAGGCUCGUUCGCGUCGCUGUCCAGACUUCAAACCCUAGUUUUGUCUGACAACAACAUCAAGCACCUGACGAAGGGCACGUUUCGGGGCCUGAAAAGCCUGAAAAAGCUCCAGCUGACCAGAGCCCUGGUGAAGAGUCGGACCUCGGCCACGCCGAUCAUCGAUGAUUUCUCUUUCCAGGCUUUACCAAACCUGCAGAGUCUGAUUCUGCAGAACACUGCAGUUCGGGAGAUCACGGAGAACACCUUCACAGGUUUGACGAGUCUUACAGAACUCGACAUGAGCUGGAGCAGCUACACGUCCUUCAAGAACAUCACCGCCAGGACGCUGGUCUCCCUCGCGGGUUCACCUCUCACCAAACUGAAUCUGGCAGGAACGGCGAUAGUGGAGAUUAACGCCGGAAGCUUCUCCGUCCUGAGGAACCUCACCACGCUCGUUCUGGAUAAUAACUAUAUCAAGCAGACGUUGACGGGCAGAGAGUUCGAGGGCCUGGCUCAGGUUCGGGAGAUUCACAUGUCCAACAACCACCAGACGGUCAACCUGAGCUCCGCGGCCUUUGCUCAUGUGCCCAAUCUUAGGAUUCUGACUUUGGGAAAGAGUCUUCGCUCCACGGCCUUGAACCUGGAGUCCUCCCCGUUCAAAGCCCUGUCCGACCUCUCUGUCCUGGAUCUCAGCAACAACAACAUUGCAAACAUCAGAGCCAAUUUGCUGGAGGGCCUCGCGAGCCUGAAGGUGCUGAAGCUUCAGCACAACAACUUGGCCCGCUUGUGGAAGAGCGCCAACCGGGGCGGGCCGGUUCUGUUCCUCGAAGGGGCGCCGAACCUGCUGACGCUGCAGAUGGACAGCAACGGGCUGGAUGAGAUUCCAGCGGAGGCGCUGCGAGGCCUGAGCCGCCUGCGCGAGCUGAGCCUCGCGGAGAACCUGCUGAACAACCUCAAGGACUCCGUCUUCGACGGCCUUGAGUCGCUGCGGAUCUUCAACCUGCAGAAGAACCUGAUCACAGCCGUGCGGCCGCAGGUCUUUGGAACCCCUCUGAGCAACCUCAGUCUGCUUGACAUGGCCAAGAACCCCUUUGACUGCACGUGUGAGAGCAUCCUGUGGUUUGUGAACUGGCUGAACAGCACAAACAUGAGCAGCGUGCCGGCGCUCAGGGACCAGUACAUGUGCAACACGCCGCUGGCUUACUUUAACCGAUCCGUCAUGGAGUUCGACACCCAGUCCUGCAAAGACAUGACUCCAUUUCAGGCCCUUUACAUACUAACCAGCACGGCUGUCAUGACGCUGAUUGUGAGUGCCCUUCUGGUGCGCUUCCAUGGCUGGAGGAUUCAGUUCUACUGGACCAUACUGAUCAACCGCACGCUAGGCUUCGGCGACGCCAAAGGCGCCGAGGGCCGGCAGUUCGAGUACGACGCGUACGUGAUCCAUGCGAGCGAAGACGCCGGCUGGGUGGACCGGAGGCUGCUCCCGCUGGAGGACGCACAGUGCAGGUUCUGCCUGCAGGACCGGGACGCGGUCGUCGGCACGCCGUACCUCCAGUCGGUUCUCGACAACAUGAGGAAGUCACGGAAGAUCCUGUUUGUGGUGACUGAAAGUCUGCUGAGGGACCGCUGGUGCAGACGGUUUAAGGCCCAUCACGCCUAUCACGAGGUCAUCGAAUCCAACAGGGACUCGGUGGUUCUGAUCUUCCUGCAGGAUGUGCACGAUUACAAGUUGUCCUGCUCGCUCCUCCUCAGGAGAGGCAUGCUGCGGCCCUGCUGCAUCCUGGAGUGGCCCGUCCAUAAGGAGAGGGUGCCGGCCUUUCACCAGAAGCUCCUCAAAGCGCUGGGAAUGACCAACCGCUUGCAGGAGUAACUGCUCCACCGUUAAUACUGGUACAUCAUCAAAUCAAAUGCUCUGUUAUUUGUUUGUUUGUGUGUGUUAGAAAUGUACAAAUACAUUUUCUUGCUUGGUUUUGGCUACAAAGACCGAAAAAAAAAUCUAUUUCUGAUUGUUCUUGUUACAGUUUCCUAAAAACCUUUGCUCUGGCAGUGAACCAUUCUAAUAAAGGAUUUUUCAGAUCA